Molecule: messenger RNA, 382 nt
Organism: Cuscuta europaea
Lineage: Eukaryota; Viridiplantae; Streptophyta; Magnoliopsida; Solanales; Convolvulaceae
Source: the annotation of a GenBank genome assembly
AAAAUUUUUGGCAUAAGGUCGAAUCUGCAACGGUGGACGCUGGUUAUGCAACAGCGGAGGCCGGAUCUGCAGCGACGGAGGCCGGAUCUGCAUCGACGGAGGCCAAAUCUGUAGGGACAGCGACCGGGGGAAAGAGGCGGCUAGAUCUGGCCAGAUCUACGGCAGCGGCAGACAGAUCUACGGUGACAACGGCCGAAUCUGUAGCGGUGACCGGUUCUGCGGAGGCGGCAGCCAAAAACUGGCGCGGAGGGCGGAAAUCGGCGGUCGGAAGGCAGUCCGAGCUUCUGUUUGCAGCAGAUGGUUUUGCUAAGUUGGGGGGCAUUUCUGUGUGGAUACAAAUAAUAACUCAUAUUUGGGGAAAUUUUAAAAUGUUAAAUGGAAG